This is a messenger RNA of Paramuricea clavata, 23783 nucleotides long. Lineage: Eukaryota; Metazoa; Cnidaria; Anthozoa; Malacalcyonacea; Plexauridae. The record is from the annotation of a GenBank genome assembly.
AUGUCCAAAGCCUUUGAUAAAGUUAACCACCAAAUUCUUAUUCAUAAACUUUACAACUGCUUUGGCAUCUCUGGUAGUUUACUCGGUUGGUUCUCCUCCUACUUGUUGAACAGAAGGCAACGCGUGACUGUUCUAGGGGCUACAUCAUCUGAAAAACCUGUUAUGUCUGGUGUCCCUCAAGGUUCUAUCCUGGGUCCAAUACUCUUUCUCCUUUAUGUUAACGACCUACCUGAUGUGGUGAAUAACGCAAACGUAGCUUCUUUUGCUGACGACACAAAAUUAUUCAAGUGUGUCGAUUCUCACAUAGACGGUGCCUCGAUUCAAAGUGAUCUUGAUAAUCUUGAGGAGUGGUCGACUUCUUCUGGACUUGUAUUUAAUCAAAAUAAAUGCAAAUGUCAGAGAAUUACCAGGAAAAAAACGUUAACUACCACCGAAUUCCCCUACACCAUCAAAAACAAAACCCUCGCAGUAACAACAGAGGAGAAAGAUCUUGGCGUUUGGGUUACUAGUAAUCUGACAUGGUCCAAACACACCCUAGAUCGAUGUGCCGCAGCCAAUAGGAUGCUCGGGUUCGUACGUAGAUCUGCAACGGAAAUCACGGAUAAAAGGAUUCGCCGUGCAUUGUAUUUGGCAGUUGUGCGACCAGAGCUGGGCUACGCCACUCAAGUGUGGUCGCCGCAGUCGGUGGAGCUCAUCAACCGAGUGGAACGUGUUCAACGCCGAGCUUCAAAGUUUAUUCUAGGCCUCCCAUUCAUGUGUGACGUAUCCUAUAAAGACAGACUCAUUUCGACAGAACUUCUUCCCCUCUCAUUUUGGCAUGAAUAUUUAGACUUAAUAUUUUUCUUCAAAGCUAUUACUGGCAUUGUAUCGAUAUCUCAAAAUUCCUUACCUGAACGUAUUGCUCCCGUAAGAGUCACAAGAUCAUCUGCUAAUGUCAACGCAAUCUCAUUCCGUCAACGAAAACAUAAAACAACAACUUAUAAUCGAUCAUUCUUUCUUCGAACAACUAGAACUUGGAACUCUCUCCCGGAGCAUUUAAGGCUUAUUAAUCUAUCUUUUAUCCAAUUUAAGAAAGGAAUAUUAGCAUACUACUUGACUGCAUUACGAUCCUGCUACAACGUUGACGAUCCACGAACUUGGAAGACUGUCUGUGUCAAAUGUAACAAAAGCAGAAGUCUCAUCCGACCAUUAACUUGCUGUUACUAGAGGGGCGUUUGCACAUUGCGAUUUGUCCUGUGCGAUUCGGAUUUUGUUGUAUAAUUCAUUUGAUGCCUCAAUUCCAAAAAUCUGAAUUGAAGCGAAACUUUAAUUGCACAAUUGACGCGUGCCUACUCGAUUGGAUUCGCCAAAAUACGAGUCGUACACGGCGGAUCGCGGUGUGUAAACGUACCUUAAGUAAACUAAGUAUAAUUACUUAGGUGAUUAUUGAAAAUUUUCCAAGCUGAUUCGUUGCCAUUGAGGUGAUUAUAACGUGAUAAUCACCUAAGUUUUGACUAUUAAAUGACGAAGAAAUGUGUAUUUUUAUUUUUUUCCCAAAUAAUCACCUAUGAAAUUAUACUAAAACAAUUAUUCGCCUUAGGCUCGGUGGUUAUUGUUAAAUGAAAACUUCGACUUUGUCUCUGUCCCUACUUACCGAUAAUCACCUAGCCUUCGGCAAUAAAUUGUUAAUUAUUUCUGUUUUCUAUAUUUAUAUUGAUAUUUUGUAAAGGGCCCACUGUAAUUGGUGUUAAGCUGUUGUGGUGUCCCAGCUUCUUUAAUGCAUUCAUUGUAUAAUGUUUGGAAGCGAAGCACAAUAAAUAAAUAAAUAAAUAAAUAAAUAAAUAAAUUCGUUGGAUGUUAUUUGAGGAGUUUUUAUUUGAAUUCGCGGACUAUUUUUACUUAAGGGUACGUUUGAAAGAAACAGAAAUACUUAAAGAGGCAAAUUAAGUGUAGUAUAACGUAUACUAUGGCUCAAAUACAACAAUAUAAGAAAUUAUAUUUUCCCCGUUGCUGUUGUCGUUGCCGUUCUAGGUUGCCAAACUCUCUAUUAUCGCCGAGCCAACGGCGCGGAGCGCCGUUCCGGGAGUAAGCCCGGGGCGAAGAACUAAUUCAGCCAGGCUAUUUAUACCCGGGGAAACGAAAGCUUUAGCGAAGUCUAAAGUUCAUCAAUGAUCGCGUGCGUGGGUGACCAACGGUGCUGAGUGGUUGGUCAUCCUCAGUGAUCUCGAAAUAUGUGGCGCGGACUGUCAUGAAUAGCGAACAUUGUAACAGUUGGUCAAAUUUAAAAUUUGUUGUUGUAUUGUUACGAAAGUAUUAGAAAUAGUAUAAAAAUAGUUCAAUUUGCACCCCAGGUAAUUAUAGAUACUAGUUACGUCAAAUGGAGAGAUAAUGAGCAUUUUUUCUGUAAAACGCAGAUAAAGUAUAUAUCAUUUCGGACUUGUGUAAAAGUGUCAAUUAUCUGUCCAUUAGGCAAGAUAAAUAAUUUGUCAAUUUGUCACAGAUGGACGAUAACCUUGCAUGGUGGGCUGUUGUGUUUACAUAAUUCAAAGUCCAAGGCUGGUUCUUCUCUGACAUGAAAAUGUGCAUGCUUUCCUGUCAAUCAUUCUUCGGUAUAUUUCGCGCUGUUGAGUAAUGAUAACAUUACGUCAUCAAGGUCUUGGUUCAAUAAAAUUGUAAGUAAAUUUAGUUUAGUAGGUAAAGUAAGGUUCACAUAGGUAUAGUUUGAAGUUUUUACUAUGAUAUUUUGAUGAGUAUUUUAAGUUGUGAACAUAUUUUAAUAUUGAUCGAUUGAACAGCGAACCAACUCGACCAGUGCGACAACGCCUUAAAUAAACAGAAUGUGAGGGCUGGAACGAGCUAGUAACGCCAACCCACACUUUUAAACCUCAACGUUGAUUGGCUGGAUACAAAUCACACCACUUGCUACAUCACGUGUAGAAAGAUCCCUCAACCGUUAGUAUAAAAGUGCGUGCACAACCGAGACUCGCCAGUGGAUCCUCAGUGGUUGAUAUCUCAGUGAAUGAUCUUUCAGUGGAUGAAUUCUCAGUGGAUGAUUUUUCAAUGGACAGUGGACGUAUGCUGAAUAAAACUUAACUGAUGAAAAGCUGCAGAAACUCAAACGAAACAAACGAACGACGAAGAAAUUAACGAAACAGAUCACGAACAGUGAAAGCCAGUUGAAGGCUGAAGUGAACUCUUGGAAAACUACUGCAAGAAGACGAACACUAAAAACUGAUAGUUACUAGAGAUUGAUUGUAAACGAUUCCCUACCUCGCGUAGAAAAGAAAUAAAAAUAUACAUAUUUCUAACAGUAUGACAAAUGACGACAGCGAAAUAAGAAACAUUUCUUGCAAAUCAGCAAAUAUAUUGUAUUUUUGCAAGAUUUUGCACGACAAAAAACGUCUAAAAGCGUCUAAAAGAAUGGAGAAAAGUCGCCCACGUUAAUGAAGGUAACUUUGUUUUUAAUAUCGAUGUAUCGUUUGCUUUAUAAUUGCGGCGUUAAAAAUUGAUACGAUCGUUGCGGAUAUAAGUGAAAAAAGACAGCAUAUAAUUUCAGUGUAUUUUUAUUAAUUACAACUUUUUUGUAUAUUAAAAUAUUUAAAUAAAGAGGAAAGCAAAGUAAUUCUCAUGCAAGAAUUUGAAGUCAGUAUAAAUUAUCUCAAUUUUCAAACUCAAUGUUUUGUACCGAUGUAUUAUCCAGGCAUACAAUCUACUGAGGUACAAUCUCAAAAAGUGAGAUAUAUUGUAUUAAGGAAGUAGGUUAUAGGAAAAACAGUAUCUAGUCUGGGGACGAAACGGCAAGGGGACGGAACGGCAAGGGGACGACACGACCGGGGACGAAACGGCAAGGGAACGAAACGAUCCGUGACGAAACGGCAAGGGGACGAAACGAUCGGGGACGAAACGGCAAGGGAACAAACGACCAGUUUAAACACCCAUUAGCGUCGUUAGUAUUGCAUUUUUGGUCUUGUCAUUAGGCCGUUCGGUUGACGAACGAGACAUUCGAUCGUUUUUUUUCUUUCUGGAAACAUAAGAGAGUUUCUUUCAGACCGUCGUUUAGUUAAUACUAGUUUCACUAACCAUUUUCUGUAAUCAUAUUUUCUGCAUAGGGUCUGAUACAGGGUCGGGAUUGGCGAUUGCAGGAGGAGUUACAGGGUCUGUGAUUUUUUUUGCUGUUGCGGUGUGUACAUCUCUAUACCUGCUAAGACGUCGCCGAAAAAAAAAGCGGGAAGAAUCUGUGCAGGUAAAGAAAUUUCAAUGAUUAAACUUUACAGUGGUGUAAUUUCAAUCUGUAUAAGGAGGUUUAAAUUAAGUUUUUCGGCCUUUAUGGAUUUAAAAUAAUAAUUGAUUUAACGAGCUUACGGCGGCCAGUCCGCAACUUUCAAUUGGUAUAAGUAACAAUUAAUGAACUACGAUGGAUUUGUAGUGACAAAUAGUAGGUAGUGACAGUCCGUUUACAUAUAUGGAUAAUAACUAGUGAGAUAGUAUGUUCUUAAAUUAUUCAAAGUUUGUUUAUUAGGAAGCGAUAUUGUUCGGGUAAAAUUUUGAGUUAUUAUCAACAUUUUUGUGUUUCCAGUGUGCCAAGAUUCCAAAGUUGAUCUGUGUCGGUAGUUGAACGGUCUUCAAAAUCUAUCUGCUGAUCAUUUCUCCAGGCAUGAUUCGCUAUGUUUGAUCCACUUUUACAAAGUUUAUCAUUUAUUGUGUAGCAAUCAGCCCAAUGGGCCGCCUGCGCUGUGGCGAUGCUCGCUGUGCAUGACGGAGUCGUUACUUUGCGUUGGAACGACAUGAUGACUGUAGGAGCGAGCGAUUUUGUUUUGAAGAUGAAAUGGCGGAUUUUUAACAACUUUUUUGUCCAUCGAUAGGUUUUACCCAUAGGAAAACAACAAGAGAUAUUUGAAUGAGAUAUUUCAUGGUGUUCCGUGUGUUAAUGAAGAAGAAAAUGCAUCAGCAAGAGGUUACAUUGUGAACACGUUUCGCAAAAAAAAAUAUCCUCACAAACAAAAACAUGUAAACUCGCGUUUUAAUUUAAGAUCGGAAAUUUUUUGUCAAAAUUUUUUGUCAUUCGAUAAAUCUAUGAAUUCCAUUUUAAGCCUUAUUUCGAAUUUGGCAACCUUUAUCAUGAACUAAAUGUUCCAAGCUUUAAUCCAGAAACCAAGCGUCUCUUCCCUUUAUUUCCAACCUUAAAGUGCAUAUGACAAGAAUUUUUUUAUUUUCUUAAAUGAAAGAACUCUGUAAGCUAUAGUGUAUCUUAUUUUUCAGUUUCUUGUUUUCAUGGUUUGUUCCCGAGAUAUUUCAAUUUUUUGGUAUGUAAAUGAGUGUGUAUAUCUCCGCUAAUUUAUGACGUCACGUUGCUUGCAAGCUCAACAUACCCCGGUUAUAAAUCUAUUAACUCUAAAAACUGUAGAUACCAGUUCACGUUUUUCUCCAGUAUUUUAUCACAUUUACCAGUGUGUGAAGUUAGAAAUUAUUAUCUUGGAUGAUAGCCGUGAUAUUCAACCAUUUUGAAGAGCUUGCAACCAACGUGACGUCAUAAAUUAGCGGACAUAUUCAUGAUCACACUCAUUUACAUACCAAACAAAUUGAAAUAUCUUGGAACAAACCAUGAAAACAAGAAACUGAAAAAUAAGUUACACUACAGCUUAAAGAGUUCUUUCAUUUAAGAAAAUAAAAAAAAUCAUGUCAUAUGCACUUUAAAUUUGCUCGAUCAGAAUAAAUUGACCCUAGCCAUAGCAAAAUAUUCUCUUUAUCUCAGCGUUGUUUCCUAAUUCUUUACGAUCUACUUCCCAGUAAAAUUUUAAUAUUUUAUUGGUAAUUUUAAUUUGUACUGUUUGUCUGUAAUUCCCCCUAGAAAAGGAAAGGAUUAGCGAAUUAAAUAAAUAAAGUUCUUCAAUAAUCGUGGGUGCAUGGCUAUGGUUCACCGUUCACUGCGCGUGGUUGGUGCAGGGUGGUCAUGCUCACUGAUUUAAAAACUGAUAAAACCAUUAUGUUUAACGAACAUGAAGUAUUGAAAGCAGUUGUUUUGGUAACACGAUAAAAAUGAUAAAUAAUAUAUUAAGAAGAUAUGAAAAAUAGUUUUAAAUUUGAAAAGUCCCACAAAAACAUCACUUUACUGAAAAUUCUCAAUUUCCCAAGCAUAUAAAUAUGUAUGUUAGGUAUGUUAUUAUACGUUAUUAUACGUAAUAUAAGCUUCAAUUUAAUGACAUACAUAUACAUACACAUUUUAUUUAGCGAGGCUAGCCCCGACAACUACAAGAGUCGGUUUCCACGGGGGCGUCCAUAUAAAAAAUAUUACAAAAAAUAUAAAAAGGAAGGAAAGUAGUCUACUACUAUAUGUACAUUGUCAAAAGCUACUGUUCCACGAUGGUGUGUCCCAGAUAAAGAUGUGAUUAACUGAAUCCAGACUCGGUUAUUAACAUCAAAUAAUUUGUUUUAUACAACUUUUAAAUAUAUAAAUUGACUGAGCUUGCUUAGCUUCAAGCGGAAGGUUAUUCCAAAGAUAAGCACCGCUAUAUUUAAAGCUGCUUUUGAGAAAUUCUCUGUUUGGCUUUGGGAGGGUCAGAUCAGUUUGAGAAUUUCUAAGAUUGUAAUUGUUUAGUAAAAUAUUUCUACUUAUGAAUGAGUUGGUGUAGCACUAUUACUAAAGACUUUGUAUAAGAAUAUUGCAUUGGUAUAAGUACCAUCUUGUUUUCAAAUUAUUCCAGUCAAGAGUUCGAAGAACGUCAGCAGAUCUGAUUUCAUAACUGGCGCCAGCUAUUAUUCUGGCGGCCCCGGGAUUUUGGAACCUUUCUAAAUUAUCUCUUAGUGUUUUGUUUCAAACCCCCCAAAGGGGAGAGCAGUAAUCGAAGUAAGGCUCUAUCAGAGCAUUAUAAAUUGACAUCAAUGUGUUUUCAGGAACAUAGGGCUUGAUACGCUUUAAAAUUCCUAUGCUCGAACCGAUUUUUUUGCAAACCAUUUCAACAAGCUCGUCCCAAUUCAAUGUUUCAUCAAGUUUGACUCCCAAACACGGGAUUGAGUGCACUCUGGGAAUCAGCUGAUUAUUAAAUUAUGAUUUGAUCCGACAUAAAUUAAUGUGGCUUUUGUUGAAUGAUGCUGCAGUUUGUUUUUAACCAGCCAUUGACUAACAUUGUUUAAAUAAUGAUUUAAAUUAGCAUUAAGUUCUACACAGUCUUUCGCAGAUCAAAGUAUCUGUGAAUCGUCAGCAUAUAAGCAUGGGAUUGACUUCUCAAGACAAUCAGAAAAACAUUAAUAUACAAUAAGAACAAUUAAGGACUCAAUAUUAUUAUUUUUAAAAUUAAUGGUUUCUCCCAAAAGGGUUUUUCAGAACCCAUUUACAAAAUUAUAAUUAUAUAGAUCCUUGAGGGACCCCACAAACAAUCCUUUCUGGUGCAGUGCUGACAUUGCGCCAUUGACAAAUGACACUUGUUCUCUAUCAGAAAGAUAUAGGAUUCAAAAAGUUUUAAUUUAAUAUUAGAAAUCCCGAAUUGUUCUUGUAUUUUGCGGAAAAGAAUAUUAUUAUUAAAAGAGUCAAAGGCUUUUCGAAAUAUCAAUUAAAACUACACCAUUUAAUCCAUAUUUUCAUGCCAUGCAUCGCACAUCUGAAUGAGUGCUGCCAGAGUAGAAUAUUUCGGGCGAAACCCAAAUUGAUGCUUAGAAAGUAGAUUAUUAGCGUUAAGAAAUUCAUACAAUUGAUUGAAAACGAAUCUUUCGAAAAUUUUACUAACAAUCGGUAAGAUUGAUAUUGGGCGAUAAUUUUCACAUUUUUUCCUAUCUUCAGAUUUAUUGAUAGGAACAGCCCAAGCCUUCUGCCAAUCAUCUAUGUAGACUCCGGUUUUGAUACAAAGCUUAAAAAUCCACGUCAGAGAAGGGCUUAUUAUUUCAUGUGAGAUUUUAAGUACCCUUGCGUGGAAAGAAUCCAUGCGUGUCGAUUCUGUGGUUUUAAGAUUACUUAACAAAAGGAAUAUUUCGUAUUCGCUUAUUUCAGACAGAGUAAAUAGAGUCACUGCACUAGUAUCCAGAUUUUCUGACAAGUCCAGAACAUCAGCUUAGUUUUGGCCCAAUGCUCACGAAGAAGUCAUUAAAGGCCUCUGCUAUCAUUGAAUUAUCAGAAAUAAUAGUGCCGCCUAUUUUUAAUUGGGGAAUAUUGUUUGAUUUAAAAUUCUUACCCAGGAGGUGAUUAAUAAGGUGCCAAAUUUGUUCAGGAUCUUUAGUCUGAACAAAAUCCCCAAACUUGUCGCAAAAAUAUAUCUUUUUGGCUUUGUACAAUUCAGAGUUAACUUUAUUGCGAGUGUCUUUUAAUUUUACCGCUUCCUUUUUGGGGAAAUCUCGUGUUUUCAUCAGAUUUUUUAUAUUUGGAGUAAUCCAAGGAAGUGAGUUGCCUCGGAUUCGCAUGCAUCUAAAUGGUGCAUGUCGAUCAAGUAUUUGACUAAUGUAACCCAGCACUCAAAUAUAUACAUGAAACAGUGUCAUAAUAAAUACGAAAUAUUUCAAGAUUUCUUCAUUUUUUGUUGAAAACAAGUUCCAGAAACUAGAGAGGAGCGUGAAAUUUUUUCCGGACAUUAAAAAAAGGUCAAAAUAAUUUUCCCGACUAACAUUAGUUAAGUUAAGGUUCAAAAAAAUUUUUUCCGGAGAAAUUCUUCUUAAAACAAAACCAUUAUCUGCAAAAUUUAAGUUUAGAAGAUUUUUUCUCACCAAAUUAUUUAUAUAAAAAAAAGUUCCAAUCUUUUUUAUUUUCCAAAUUCGGGAGCCCCCCUUACACUGCGGGGGGCGUAAAUUGCUCCCUCUGCCCCCCUCCCCUAAUAGGCCCUGCUCGAAACUAUAACACACAAUUUUUCAAACGCAACAAGCGCACUCCUCUACAACCCUGCCUCAGUUCAAUUUCAAUUUAUCACGCAGAACCUGGGAGCCUUUAGAAACUACUGCAAGUUUUCUUCCGUGUCUCCCAGGGCCUAUGAAUGUUGCGCGGGGCAGGAGGCCCUGGGAGCGAGGAUGGUUCCGACCGGUGUCUUUCUUUCCACGGAGGGAAGAGCCUGCGAAAGAGUCUGCAUGCGUAAUAGGCAUUGGUCUUUAUUUUAAGGACUUAAUAUUGAGUAGAUUUUCUGAUAAUCGGACCAUUGAUAAAACACAUAACAAGUUUCUCACCCAUGGACUCAAAAUGUGUUUUAAACUUUUAAAUUUCGCGCACAAGCUAUUUUUAAUGCUGCUACAAAUGACUCCCCCCCCCCAUUAGGCUGCUCUGGAAACUUUAUGUUUACGAAAAAAAUUCUUUAUUGUACUUUAUAAUUACACGAACAAUGUAUAUUAUUUACCAAUAAUUGAAUGAAAUGAACAGGUUUGUGCAAUUGAAAGCCAUUUCAAAAUUGUCUACCUUUUGAUGUACCCUGUAUAUAGACUUUUUAAAUUUGUUUCCCAUAGGCAUUUCACUUCUGGCACGAGCGCAACGCCAGACGACAAAAUUUAACAUUGUAUGAACAAGAGCCUGUAAAUAUACAGGACGGUAAGUAAUGUUAUUAUAUUUUACAGACAGUGAGAUCAUAUGUUAUCUUCAUACUUUCUCUCACAAAUUGUUAUUUUUCGUUAAUUUAAAAUCAAGGAAUGUGGACUGACAUAAGUGUAAUAAAUUCACUAAUAACAUUUAAUAAUUUUAAUAACACUUGCCUGGCUUGUCCAAAACAUAUAGCUAUAGGCUGACCAUGGGGUCUGCAGGGGGGGGGGGGGAGGAAGGAUAGAGGAAUAUAGUUACCAAUCCUCGCUCCAGAGUUGAGGGGUUAGUUUAACAGUUCUUCGUGUUAUUCCUCUCACAUAUGCUAACAGGAAAAUUAAUUUGCCUCGCAACUCUAAUUUAAGGUGGCACCCUACAGUUGUCCCUAUUUGCCCAACAUCUCUGCAGUAGAGGCUUAUUAAUGCAGGUCGUGCAUUUUUUUCUACUUGGAGGCAAUAUAUAACAUCAGUGGAAUAUCUAGGACUCGGUUUUGACAAUGUCACUGUUGCCAUGCAAACUGGCGAAGCUAUAGAACCGCCUUAUAUCAGGCACAAAAUUGUCUUUAUCUGAAAAGAGAAUCUGGUGGCAUAUCUUUUUUAUUUCAAAUAUCAAUAGAGCACGAUGUUCUGCAACUAUUGAGAAAACUUUAAUAAAAUUCUUUACAAUGCGAUUUUUUACCUCGUGUAACUCGCGAAAUUCACUUUAUAUAAAAGCGUCGCUGACUAGUGAAACAUUAUCCGCCGGCAUCAAUCUAUUAGCUGUAACAGCCAAACAGGCGGACUUGUUUUUUUUGUUUGGUUUUGCACUUUUGCUAAAAAUGAACAAGGCUAUGAUACUCUGUAGCCUAUUAUAUGUAUUAGUCUAAACGUAACCACUUUAAUCUUGUAGAGACACGAAAGUAUUUCUAAACGACUUUUUACAUGUUUAUUAAAAGUUUGUGCACAAUUUAGCAAAUGUUUUUACAGUUGACAGUAAAUGUUUUAAAAAAAUUAAAAAACAUUGUUUCGUAGCUAGUUUUUUGGUCUAGCGAUAUUCGUAUUAUACGCAGAAUUACUGUAUGAACUCGCAGUUGAUUUGGCACUGACAACGAAGGAUUGUUGAACGCUUUUUUUAAAUAGUAACCUUUCAGAAAUAACUUAUUUGAAAAAAAAGCCCGAUUAAGUUUUGUUUUGUUUUGUUUUGUUUUGUUUUGUGUUGUGUUGAUUGCUGGGUUGCAUGGGAUAGUCCACGUACUGAUCCCGCGAACAUCCCGUAUGCUACCGUAGGGAGCCUCCUUAAGCCAAACGAUUUCAACACGGGCUGUGAUAGAAAAUAUGUAAUAAUAUACUAGUUUUAAGAACGAAAUUAAGGAACCACUGCACAAUAAGCAAGUUUUCAAUUUAAAAUACGGGAGACCUUCUUGUAUGUUGCUGUGAACCGCGUAUUUUGUUGAGACUGUAUUUUGAUGUGAAAUUGAUGAACAAUAUCAAGGGCUACCUCUGCUCACGUAUAUGAAAUCUCGCAUUUUGACAAAUAAAUUGGUAUUUUACACAUAAUAUUGGGAAACUUGGCUAUUUAAUUGAAAAUUUUACGAAAGAAGAAUAUAUUGGUGUUCGUGAUGCUUGUGACGGUUAUGGUGAUGAAUAUAUGGCUAUUGUUAUAGUUUGAGUGAUUGUGACAUUAAUAAUGAUCGAUGGUGUUCAGGAAAUAUUCACAGCCACAUUGACACACUAGUAUGAACUGCCGCCCUGAUUAAAUUCGUUUGUGCCUUGCAAAUAUAUAUUUAUUGAACUUACCUGCUUGAAUAUUAUAUUUCAGAACUAAUGCCGGUGACCAUAUCUUACGUUAACAUAUUGAAUGACUUGGAGAUCCCACCGUACAACCUGAAGAUACUGGACAAAAAACUAGGCGCAGGACAGUUUGGUAUUGUUAAACAAGGUUUAUACACUCCUUCUGAAAAUGAUGAUCCGAAGGAUGUUGCUGUAAAAAUGUUGAAAGGUAAAGGGGGAAAUUAUAUUUGCUGUUACAGGAUAGUGGCAAUAAAAUUAAAGGAUGUUUGAAUCGAAAACACUCCUUAAUUCAAUUAAACUAUAGAAUACAGUAAUUCGUUGUGCACAUUUUUUAUACCUUUCUUUGGGUUGAUGAUAUUUCUGCAGUUUAAUAUGUAGGGACUUCGGGGCAGCGCGAGCUCCUUUCACCAAUGAGAUUUUCUCGUUGCCCAACCAUGAAGAAACAGUCAGCAAAUUCUUUGCCCAAAGUUAUAGAUUUUCUCCUGGUUGUCCGGUUUCCUCCAGUUCGGUUUCCUCUGACCGGGAAAAUUGAAAAGUUGGAUGAAGUUGAUUGCGUGGGUUUUAGAAGAAACACAGCUAAUAAAAAAGGAAUAACACAAUUGUUAUAACAGAUGAAUAUGGUCUAGGUUAAGUAAGUAAUUGCAAUCUUGGACGUUCUUCUCACGUGCAAGCUUAAUAUAUAGCAUAUGCAUAAUAUGGCUAAGCUCAUAUAUCUGCUUAAAUUCUAAUGAGAUAUUUUACUAAAUAGAAAAAUCUUUCGCCCAGGUCAUGAAAAACUACUGAUCAAUUUUCAUAAAUCUUUAUGUCUGGAAAAAUUUCUUUUUGUAAAGUUGAGCUUCGUCCUCCGUACAUAAGUCUUCCUUUAUUAAAUUUUAUUGUUCUUUAUCUUUCAGAAAAUGCCACCCAAUCCCACUUAGCUGACCUUCUGGAUGAGAUAAACGUUAUGAAGAAAAUUAGCGAUGAACCACAUGCGAAUGUUAUAAGGUUUAUCGGAAGUUCCUCAUUUGAAGGUGAGAAUAUCGUAAGAAAACCAUGCAUGAACAAAUUAUACGCAUGAUUGCAAUUCGAGGAGUCAUUUUAACGUUGCCAAGGCUUUCCAUUUUCCCCGGCGUAAGUUCGCAGAAAGGGUACCAAUUCAGCGCGGCUUUUUACACCCAGUAUGGUGAGAACAUAGCAAGGGAAAGUUUUCCUUCAUUAUGUGAUGGGUGGCUUUAGCGUUAUGCGCAUAAGGGUAAAAUUGUGUUUUUCAUUUUGCAAAUACAUUAUUUGCUCUUUUUUUAUUAACUUUACAAUCAAAUGACUGAUGGUAAGGACAACAGUACGUGAGUCCCUAAUUAAGUCCACCAAAAACUUACAUUACAUAAUUACUUAUAGGUAUUACGUAAUGAAGAAUACAUAGUAUAUACAUGAACAUUAGGACAUACUGAUACAACAAUUAUAAUUGCAUAUAUGAACAACAGUAUGUAUGUAAAAACGACAUUUACUGUAUACAACUUUCCAUGUUCUAGGACGGUGUACAUCAAAAGUACUGUUUAGCUUUUUAGUGUAAAAUAUAUAUAGUUUAGAUUUAAGUAUGGCGACUGACGAAGAGGAUUUGAAAUCAGACGGCAAAUUGUUUCAUGCAAAUACAAUUCUGUUAAAGCAUGAGUUUCGAAAGAGGGAGGUUUUGCACAGGUUUGGACGAAGAUCACCGGAACUGGAACGAGUGGAGUGGUGAAGAGGUUGAGUUAUAUACUGAUUGAUGUCAAUUUCGUACAUCCCGCAUUUACAUUUGUAGAGGAAUAUGAUGUCUUUAAUUUCAUGCCAGUGUGAAAGGGGGAUUAGAUUCAGUUUUUUCAAGCGACCAACGUACGACAAUUUUAAGCCACUUACGCUAACUUGAUUAAGGCAACAUUUGACGUGGACAUGCCAUGCACCUGGACACUGGUGCGGGACUGCUCCUGCCACAGAUCUUAAGUAGUUUUAAUAGACGGUUCCUCUUAUUGUGUUCGCUGAAUGCAACCAGUGGCGUAGCCAGCCCGACAAUUUAGUCCCGCUAUGCAAAUUCAAAAUUAUUAUCAUUAUUCAUUUCUUUAGAAAUUGAUUGUUUUUACAGUCAAUGAACAUGAAAAUAUUUGCAUAGCGGGACCAAAUAGUCGGGCUGGCUACGCUACUGAAUGCAACCACAUUAUGCUUGUGAGUUUGAAAUUAUUAUGCUAACACAUCCGUGAAGCAUUCAGGUGGUUGUGUUCAUGGUGCAUACUAAUAGGGGGAAGUGGCUUUUAUAUAUUUGUAUUUUAUGUAUGUGUGUAUUUAUACUUAUGUACGUAUUUCGCUGCUUCGGGGUUUGCACCUUGCAUGGGACUUCGCGUCCCGUUUGUGCUUAUGCCAUUUGAGUUCAUAUUAAUUAUACAUAAUAUUAAUUAUAUAUAAUUAAAUAUAAUUAUAUAUAAUUAUAUAUAAUAUUAAUUAUAUAAUGUAAUGUUCUCAAUAAAUAUAUUUGAAACGACAAUUCAUAGUCCUGAAGAAUAAACUUUGUUGUUCGACGUUGAAUUCCUUCGAGAUGAAGCAGAUCCGCAGACGGACCUUGAGGAGCCCAGACUUCACAACCGAACGAUAAAUGAGAGCGGACCAGAGACAAAUACAGAAGGCGGCGAGCAUCCACCUCAGCGAGGUGGAAACAAUUGCAUCGCAGAAACCCAAGCAUUCUGUUGGCUUUAGAAACGAUAUUGAUGAUAUGUUGGGACCAUUUUAAAUUGUCGCUCACCAGUAUGGCCAAAUCGCUCUGUGUGGAGGAAGACUUUAUAAGUUGCUGGUUUAGGGAGCAGUCUUGUCGUGGAACGGAGAUUUUCUUUCGUAAAAAUCAGAGAACAACAUUAUUAUGUUUAAUGCAAAGUUUUAAAAAAGUUCACCGAAGGCAAUUUUCAAAAUGGCCUGAAAAAGACAAAUUUUGAGCUUUAUUCUAAGGAUGAUGUUGCCAUGGUAACAAACAUUCAACAGAAAAAUAGCAAAUUGCAAUGUGCAGGAGAGCAUUGUCAAUGUGUCCAAUAAAUUUCGUCUUCAUGUCAUGUGAAGUGAAGAAACAGGAGUCUCCUAGAUACUAUAGUGUAGUAUAGUUAGAAAAACCCUAGGGAGCCACCUUUUAAAACUGGCAAUAAGCCUGCAGUUCAUGAAUUGUUGGCUGUCAACCGUAAAACAAAAAAAGAAAGGCGGAAACUCGAAUUUUGACGAAGACACGAAUUUUGUUUUGACCAUGUUUGGGUAAGUGUAAAAAUUUGAGUAGUAAAUUUCCAUAAUAAACUUGUUUUGUUUAGUGGAGUUUAUUAAUAUCUGCGAAAUUUUUAGUCAUUCUUAAGUCAAAUCUCAAUAAUUCACAAUAAAAACUGUGUUUUUAUCCAAGCUGGAAAUGAAGGAAUUGUCAUCGAUCAUUAAUACAGCGCAUCAGUUGUUUUUUGUGUGUUUAUAAUGAUCUUUUACAUAGAGUAAAUGUGGCAUGAUCAAACUAUAAUUAAAAAAGGGUGUAAAACAAAUAUAUUUUACGACUGUCGGCAAAACGAGUUUUCCAGUUUCUCCUGGCCUUGCAGUUUCACGCGGCAAAGUUUCAAAACGUUUUCCCGUUUUUAUUUUAAAUUCAUUUUAUUUUAAAUAACGUAAAACUACAUACGAGAUUUUAAAAAUAAAUUAUUCUUUAGUCUCAAUAUUUUCCCAUUAUAUUACUUUCACGUUACCAAGGCAAGUUGCGCCAUUCUUUUUAAUCACCAAAUAUUUCAUGCGGAAUUUCUAUACCUCAUUUGUUUAUAAAAAAAAAGGCAAAGGGUUACGUGCAUGGAUGUAUGGAUGUAUUUCUAGUUAAACAAUAGAUCUGGAUUGUUAGUUUGUUUGUUACAUUUUGUGAAGGCUAAACCACUGAAGCCAUUUCGCUUUAAUUUGCUACGCCCUCCUUGGAAAUCAGCCUUUGUUGUAGGGCCGGUUUGCAUAGUAAAAUAAAGUUUUACCUACCUACCUACCUACCAGCUUCUAUUUUGGGUAACUUAGGUUUUAGCUGACUAUUACCGCAAACGGAAAACUUGGAAAAUCAUUAUUAAAUUCCGAAAACCAAUGAGCUAUUCCCGUUUAUAAUCGAGACGCGAUACUAUCAACAUGACGCCCAAAUUAAUUUCCACUGCAAUUUAAACUCGUUUUAAAAUCUACAAAUUUCAAAGUUCGUAAUUCGAAAAAAACAAAAGCCCUAUUUUAAUAAUGCAAAAAAUGGAAAGUAAUACGACACAGAUUAUUUGGAAGCUGACCCACACUCAAGUCCUCACAAGUUGUCAGUCAGUAAAAUCAAAGUUAUCAGUCAGUAAAAAUCGAAAAAACUCGGCAGGUUGUCGAACAGCAUUGAGCAUGUCUGGCUAGCUGUUGGUCGUUGUUACCAACAUGCAACACUUGACGCAGAUACAUGUACACUUAGCAUGCCUAGUUUUGAGAGAUCUGUCCAACAAAGACAAGAAAUCGCAACUCACAAAGUAAAAGCUAUUGAGAAUGGAGGACGCCGUGCUUUCUUUUACGACACUGUGUGGAAUUAUAUGACUCAGGCACAAACGUUUCACUAUUAUUCUUUUACAAUGUUAAAAGCUAUAAGUGCUGACAAUUUCUACCCUUAGAGUGAUUAACAUAUUUUUUGUACGUCAGGAAAACCUGUGUUGGUAAUCGAGUUUUGUCGUGGUGGAAGUCUCCUUAAAUUCCUAAUCCAAAGCAGAGUGAGUUAUAACUCGACACCAAAUUAUGUUAAUAUAACAUCAACAUUAAGUCAUCGUCAACUGUUGGAAAUGGCCGUACAUGUGGCAAGUGGAAUGGCUCAUCUUUCUGCUCAGAAGGUAAUUGAGUUAUUAUAACGAGGUGUUUAGAUUUAGGUAUUCCUAAAACUGCCUGUACCAGUGUUGGUAGUACAAAUGUGAAAAUGCUGUGCUGAGUGGUUAUAUUACUACCUUAAAAAAUAAGCAGAAACUUGACGUUUCGAGCGAAGGCUCUUCGUCAAGAGUCAGUAGCAGGCCUGCUACUAACUCUUGACGAAGUGCCUUCGCUCGAAACGUCGAGUUUCUGCAUAUUUUUUAAGGUAGUAAUAUAACCACUCAGCACAGCGUUUUAGGUAUUCCAUGCGCGCAGGGGCGGAUCUAGGAUUUUUCGUACGUUAGUCAAAAAGGGGGAGGGGGGUACUUUUGACUGGCGGAGGGGUACUUUUGACGGGGUGUCGAAAAGGGGGGGGUUGCCAAGCAAAUUAAUAUUUUUUAUAUGUGUUCUGUUUACGAAAAAAUGUAACUUAAAAAAUUGCUUUUUCGCCGAAUGUCAAACAGAUAUCCAAUUCUCAUCGAGAAAUAGCUUGACAAGGAUGACUUGACGUUUUAAAAAUUGUUAUUUAAUCGCAUAUUUUUUCCCUUGACAUGGAUGGUCAAACAAAAUGCAAUAUAGUGAUGCAGUUUAAACAUUUGAUUGAUUAAGCAGGAAGAGAAUUUCCACGUUUAAUUCACUGCUCCUCGAGUUUCAUUCGUAGCAGAAACAUGCGCCAUAAAUAAGUAUUCACAAUGGCAACAUGAUCCAUUUUACUUGUUGUGUACAUGUUGUAGAGAUCGUAUUACACAAGGCCAUGCUACAUUGUCGUGUUCUUGUAGUUUAAAAUAUUAAAUAGGUAUAAACAGUGUUAUUAAGUAGCGAUCUGAUUAAUAUAUAAAGUCUACAUGUCACAAGAAGCAUAAACAAGGUAUAAACACACUGAAACUGCCUGUAUUAAGCCGCAAUAUUUAUAUAAAUUGACGGAAAUAUUAUGUAAAUUUCGUCUCGUAUUAUUAUACGUCUUAUACGCGUACCCGCCGAUAUUAUAACAUGCAUAUGCGUACAGACCACAAUCCACCACAGUAUACAACAUGUUAUAAUGCUAUAUCUAGUUAAAAUAGAAUAUAUACAUCUUAAGUUAAGGCCGUACAAAAGAUUUUUGUCUUCUCUCGAACGUACUUCAGGAUGUAAGAUUCCGCACCAAAAUUUCGUGCGAGGAAGGCUGCUUAUGUUAUUCACAACGCUCAAUAAAUCUUUAAUAGAAAACUUCGGUACACCGUUAUCGCUUGUUUAAAUCAGCUUCAAUAUCUUUGACAUUUCGUCGAUCGUCAUUCUCUAAAGCAGCCUUUACAGUUUCGUAAAUACUAACAGACAUGGCUGGUUUUAGUUCAGAAUUUCUGAUAGUAAAUCUUCCCAUUGAACUUUAAUAAUUUGCGGUCAAGCACAAAGUAGCGAUCAGAAAGGGCCAGAAACGUCAUAGACCUUUCCGUGCACUAAUGAAGCCUGAACGGUAUGAUCGAUCAAAAAAAUCCAGCCAAUGGGAAUUCAGGAUUGUUUUGAAUUAGCCAAUCGGAUAGCCUCUAUUCGAGCCCCUGAUCGCUUUAGCGAUCAGAACUCCCCACAGAUCGCGCAAAAAUCGAGAUAGCCAAUCAGAUGGCUGGAAUCUGACUCAAAGCGUGCAAAACUCAUGCGUAAGACCGCUUUUCUGCGCGUUCAUGUUCGAAGGCCUUGCUACUGAAUGAUAUUUCAAAACUGGACUGUUAAACUUUCAAUACAUUACACUGCGCGAAGUUUGAUAACAGGACUGCUAUUUUAAUUUAACAAUUAACCAUUUUUCUGGCCAAUUUUUACCUUAGUCGCGUGAUCGCUCUGAUCAUCCCUAGAUCCGCCCCUGCAUGCGCGUUCAGGCGUUAUCAUCAUUAACAAUAAUGAUAACGUCUGAAUGCUAUCAUCACCAUCAACAUUAUCAUUAUCAUUAUCAUCAUUAUCAUCAGGCGUUAUCAUCAUUAUUAAUAUGUACUGUGCUCAUUCCAAUCAAUGACAAAAAUUAGCUACUGUAUACAUGGAUUUUAGGGUUAGAGCUAGUGUAGUCCGAAAUAUUUGAAUUAAGAUGGGUUCAGAGCAAUGGGUUCAGAGCAAGUCGUGCUAAAAUAUUUUAUUUAUCUCUUCAGUUUGUUCAUCGUGACUUAGCAGUUAGGAAUGUUCUUAUUGGCGAAGAAAAUGUAGCAAAAGUGUCUGACUUUGGUUUGUCGAGAGAUAUUGGAAAUGCUGAAGAAUAUAUACGAAACAAGCAGGUAACCUAGUAUUAAGUACUAUUUAACUAUUGACUAUGUACAUUACAGAUAUAAAUUCGCCUGGACUAUAUCUAUUCGCUAAGACAAAACAAGGUGCAUGGGCCUUAAUUGCUACGAGUUCUGUUGGAUGAAACUGCUGCACCAUCCUAGGCGGUGAUAACGCUGGACAAACAAUUAAAAUAGACUUUUAAUUGCGUCAGCUAGAUAAUAUUACGAAUGAACAAAAAGGCAGACUGCAUUCCUCAUUUUCUUGAUGAAUUCGAUAAUCUAUACUAUAGUUUUAUUAUCCAAGUAUGAAUCAUAUCAUAUUAAUGAUCAAUUCUCUCACAUCCCUCAGCAUGGUUGCCUUUAAUUUGUAGCUCCCGUAUAUAUUUUUAUGUGUCCAUAAUCCAUUUUGUAGAAUUUACUUCCAGUGAAAUGGAUGGCACUGGAAAGUUUAAUACAUGGUUGUUUUACAACAGCUAGUGAUGUGUAAGUUUUUUUCUAAAUUAACUUCACGCGGGUUGAGAUUCCCAGAAUUAAUUCGCAUUAUAAUAAAUAUGCUGUUGAACGAAUGUUCUCCCCUAUAUUGAUAUUUUUUACAUAUUAUUAUUCGUUAGACUCUGUUUUAGAAUGACAUUCACGUACAGAAUUUACCUAGGUCUAUCAACGUUAACAUUACUGAAUAUGCAUGUAGCCUAAUUCUGUGGCGCCCAUUCCAUAGAUUCUCGCGCAGUUUGGCAUUAAGCAUUUAAACGGUUGCAAGGAAUUUGCCUUCAGUUACUAGCUUUGUGGCGUAAUUUCUGAAAUAUCUAUAUCUAUAUAUAUAUCCUCAAUUUAGACAAAUUGUGCGGGGUUUUUAUGACAUUGCAUAACAAAGCGAUUACAAGUGAAUGAGUUCAGUCGUUCACAUUAUGUUAUAUAUUGAAUUAAUCAUUUCGUGGCUCAAUUACAUAUAUUUGCAAGUUACGUAUACAACCGCAUGCGGAUAAUCCCCUUCGUAUGAUCAUCAUUAAAAUUAUGUCAAGUCCAUACAGUUUUUGAUGCGUGAUAUAGUAUCAGCUGCAACUGCAAGAAGCGCAAAACCCGUAAAUUAUCCGCGAUGUCGUAGAAAAAAUCAAACAAAGUACAACUGCAUGUUGACAUUGCCACGUUUUUUAAUUUAAGACCGGUACUUUACCAAGUGUUUUUAUUUAUUAUAUUUUUUAUUUGUAAACAUGUCGUGCGCAUGCGGACUGACAAGGACAGGUAUGUUGUAAUUCCAUUUCAAUAACUUAUUAUUCUUUUGAUGCAGGUGGAGCUUUGGUAUUCUUCUUCAUGAAAUUACAACUCUUGGUGGGUAAUGCUGAAAAAUCCGAAUAAAAUUAAUUUUGUACUUCUCCGACAUGAGAUACGUCAAACAUAGUUUUAGACUAUUUUUUUGUAGAUUGACUCAUCUAGGGAGGCUGGCACCUUUACAUGGAGAAACUCACAUAUUUCUCUUCUUUCGUUCAGUUCGAGAAGUGCCAACCUAGCUCCCUCGAUUCUUCAACUCCGGAGGAGCUUUCGUUGAAAUAUGUUUGCAUGAUAUACGGUUAAAAUUCGGUGUUUACCAAACAAUGCACUGACUCAUUUUACAGUCUUGCUCGACGUUCUUGCUAAACAUUUUAUCACAGUAAUUUGGCAUUUCUUGCGUAUGUUAAAAUUUUACACCUUUUAAUUCCUUUACAUCUUUUAACUACAUUACAGUAUUCCGCAAAUUUUUUAGGUGAAGAACCAUACAAAGGCAUAUCGACGUAUCACAUUGUUAAUCACGUGGGGUCUGGAUGUCGAAUGCCAAAACCAUCCCACUGUUCCAAUGAAGUGUGAGUAGCAACUGAAUUGUGUUGUUUUUCAUAACGAUUUUACGAAAGGGUGAAGCAAACACUGCAAGACGUUUGUUCAUUAUAGUUAUGAUGAAAUUAAGAGAGAUUUACCCAAAGUAAUAACUAGUUUUCUUUGGUAGAGAUGCAACUAUAACUGAAAAAUAUAAGGAGAACUGUUUCGACGUUUUGAGCGAUGGCUCUUUGGUUGGAAUACUAGGGGGAAGAAUAUAAAAAUAUCACGUGACAAGAAAUAAGCCAAUCGAUUUAGUAAAACCGACGAUUUUAGUAAAAACAAAGUAUUAACAAAAAAUGUAAAUCACAUUGCAGAAUAUAAAACAAAUCGACGCUAAAUAUAACGAUCAUUUCAUUCCGGAGAUUAUAUGGGAAAAGCUCUUGAGGUUGGGCAUCGUUGUCUCCUGGAUUUCUUCUGUGAUAUAAUCUUGAAUGGUAGGUACUGUCAAUAAUAUUAACAAGCUUUCGUUGGUAGGGAUGCAACUAUCUGAAAAAUAUAAGGAAAACUUGACCCCGCUAGUACCUCCAUGCAAACGAAGGCCUUCGCGCUUGAAACGUCGAAAUUUUCCUGAUAUUUUAGAGGUAGUUGCAUCCCGACCAAUGAAACGUUGUUGAUAUCAAGAUUGGCACUAUCUGCACUAACACAGACAGCUCAAGAUUAUUACACAAAGAAUAUAAUUCUCGGGGUCCAGCAUAGACAGGCUGUGGCCAGUGUAGAAAAGAAAAUAUUUUGCGAGGCUCGUACCAGCCAAAUUAAUCCGAAAUACUAAAAUAAUAUUUCUCGACGUUUUGAGCGAAUGUCACUCUUAAAAAGAAUGCCCUUUGCUGUACUGACACGCACAGUAGCUGUGUUGUAUUCCGUGUAAGGAGAAUUAUUCUAAGGAAAGUUAAAUUUAAUUCAUAAUUUAUUCAACAGUGUAUUCUAAGGAGAAUUAAAUUUAAUUCAUCAUUUUGUUUCAUCCGUAGAUCAAUCGUUCAGAAUGCAUUUCAAGAAGCAGUGCAUGCACUUUAAAAGCUUACUGAUGAAAAUAACCAAUUUGAAUUGAUUGCCUCAUUUACAUUUAUUUGACCAGUAUUUCACUGGUAGCAAACAGAAACUGAGUUAUCUUUUUCGUUGUUUUAACCAAAUAAUAUUGGUCAAAAGAAAAUGCAUCAGCGACAACUGAUUCAAAUUGGUUCUUAUAACCAAUUUGUUUUUACAAUGUGUUCUUAAUUAACACAAGCCAUAAUUGCUUAGCUAGAGACAAGGCAGAGAAUAAAAAAAAACGAGAAAGCCUAUUCUCUUAGUUUACCAGACCGGUAUGUAUUUUGUUGUAAUAGGCCAGUAAACGCGUUUACCGCAAUAUUCAAAUCUACAGUAAGUGUUUACAAACUGUUCGCUUCAACAUACCUCCUAACCGGUGUUACGGUGCUAUCUAUUCCCCGGACCAGCACUUAUCUCCAUAUCAUCCUCCAACAGGAUCAAUGCAACAUCAUGGCAGGGAAGAUAUUUACAACAAUAUUAGUCCGCGUACGUAAUGGACAAACAGAGAGGAAAGUUACGUGCUUCAUAACGCGACAAACGUGAUAAAAACAUGGAGGUUCAAGAACUUUUGUUGUCGCAUAGCUUCCUUUGUUAAUCUGAAUACAGCGUUAAUCUGAAUACCGCUUAAAAAAUAUAACAAUGUAGUCUAAUUUAGACAAAUGUAGUCUAAUGUUACUUUGCGAAUAGCAAAGAUAAUUCCAAAACAACUUUGUAUCCUCCACAAAGACGACUUUCUCUAACGAUCUGCCAUAUAAUUUGCUUGUAAGUCUAAACGAAAUAAUAUAAAAUCCGUAGAAUUUUACAGAGGUGCUACCAUGCAGAACUGGCUUCACGUAUAAUAUAUCCUGACUUGAUAGACCUAUAUUACUUUAUAGACCUGUGCUUAAACGUUUGACGAAAUAUAUCUCUAUUGUUUCUCUAACAUUUUAUCAUUUGUUUUAGUUUUGUGCAAAUAGAAUAUAUAUAUACUGAAGGCUAUUCGUUUUAGGUAUGAAAUAAUGGCAAAUUGCUGGAAAGUGAAUCCAAAAGACCGACCUACAUUCCUGGAAAUAUUGCAAGAUCUUCGCGAAAUGCUCGCUGAUAAUGAGGUACACUGUACAGAAGUCAUUUUAUAGGUGGAGUGUAUACUUCCAUGAUGUGCUGUUUAAAUGAGCUGACGUUGCUAGAUUUGUAAGAUACGUGUGGUACAGGGUUAUACAUAUAGAUGAGUGAUAUGUUUAUUUCUAUAAUUAUAUUGGUGCAUUUUGAAAAGAAAAAACCGUAUAACCUCUUUUAUACUUACAUGUAGUAGUUCAUAUUUCCCUUUUUCUUCAACUUCAUGCAGAAUAGGUAUAAAGCUUGAGCCGAGAUCGACGAAGGUCAAAGUCUUUGAGUUGAAAAAACGUUUAAUUGAAUUGCCAGGCAUACUGAAUCUUUUCUAAGCAAUUAAAUGUGCCCAGACAGCUCAGUGGUGUCAAGUAACGAAGUAAAUGUAGUUCGUCAUUGUACUUGAGUACUAUUUUUGAGAAGUCAGCAUAUAACAAGUAAACUAUUUCUGGAGUACUUUUACUUGGGAACGAAGUCGUUUUAAGAGGCAAUGUUUCACUUCGUUAUUUUCAUUUUGUGGCGAAGUAUUUCGUUACUUUCUAACUUUUGUUUAAUUUAUGUGAUAUAUUCGGGAUUUAUUUUAAUUUUGGCAUGGGUAAUAGGGCCUCUGCAUGCGUCUGGGAUCUCUCGUUUGUGGCUUAUUUAUCAGCAUUUUAUUUAAUGGAUUUCUUAUAUCUUCAAAGGGGUCUGGAAAGUAGACCAUGCCGUAAAUUAUAUUGUAUGUUAUAGGUGCGCGCAUAUAAUGCGCGUGUUGUUUUGUGUCUUUCUAUUGGAGAAAUCUGCUCCCCCCUUACAUGCUACAGACAAUAGUAAUUUUACUUUUACUUUUUACUUCAAGUAUUUUUAAGGAUACUUUGUAAUUUUUUUACUUAAGUACGUUCUGCUUCCAGUACUUUUUACUCUUAUUUAUGUCGUUUUAUUGUUAUUAUAAUUAUACUUAUAUCUUUACUCGAGUACAAAUAUACUAAGUAAUUUAGGCAUCACUGCAGCUCCCUUUUACAUUAGAAUAUACAGUAAAAUUCAACAAACAAACCAAAUCUACAAAUAUUACGGCCUGGGAAACUGCUAAUGGAUUAUUUUGAAGAGUUAUCAAUACUACAUUACGUACAUAAAACAAAAACUAUAUAGCCUAUACUAUAUCUAACUAGCACCAUUAUCAAAGGCGAAUAAAUUUAUGGGUGACGGUUUGUCAAUUCUUCACUAUACUGUACCUAAUUUAGUUUAAACAUCAAUUGCGAUUUAUAAAUCGAUGUAUUAAAUCUAGUCUCACGUGAAUAAAUAAAAGGUGGAAAUAGAACGUAACGCCAUAUACAAUUUUGGGUUAAGAUCGAAAUUAUGAAAAGAAGCUGCAGUUCGCCUACGCGGCAACACGCUUAUUUGAGAAGAAACUCUAAUCCUGCCAUUUUAAUUUACAUUUAGAAAUCCCACAUCGAUGUUCAACAAGUCGAAGACAAGAAAUUACAAUCAACGAUUGAGCAGAGUGAUUCGAGCAUGCAGGAUGAUGACACAACCGGCGACACAUCUCUUUGA